UGACUUAUUUUUUAAAACUUAAAAAACCCUGAGGUAAAUGGUACACAUUUAAAGUUUAAAAACUGUGUCAUUCAUACAGGAAAUCGUGAUGGAAUAUAAGAAUAUAUAAACAAAGGCGAAAAAUGGCAAAUUUUAACAUCAUGCGCCUUAUUUGGAACUGCCACUUAAUAGCAUUAUUGUUCAUUGGACCAUCAACAACUCAAUAUUAUAAAGCGGACUGCUUAAUAGAUGUUGUAUUUCUAUUCGACGAAUCGAGUGCGGUUUCUGAUGCAUUGUUUAACAAAACUUUGAGGACAGUAGACGCAACAGUAAAUAAUCUCGAUGUAAAAGAGAUGGGUGUUAAUGUCGGUGUCGGCUGUUACGCCGACACUUUCCGACAAAUUUUCCAGAUGGACUAUUUUUACAGUAAAACAACUAUAAAGAAUGAAAUAGACGGUAUGAAAAGACAACCAAAUGUGGGUCAAGCAAAUUUCCAAAACGCAUUGAAUCGAACAUGCAGAGUGAUGUUUUCCUCGCGUGCAGGAGGUCGUUUGAAGGCUGUUAACUAUCUUGUCGUAAUAUCACCACUGGGUGUUACAUCUGUAACAGACGCUGAACUUGAUGCUGUUGUUAAAUAUUGUAAAUCACGCUCUGUAAGAAUUAUAAGUAUUACGGAAGGCUCUAGUUCUGAGAUAUCCAAUACCAUAGCUUACGAUUCCACUUACCAGUUUAAUUUGGGAGAUGAAAACACAGUUGCUGCGAGCGUCAGUACACUCAUACAGGACAAUGCCGGUUGUAAAGAAGGUAUUGACAGACUUGCUAAAUGGUUAGAAACCAUUAUAUUUGGUUCUAUAGCUCUGAUUACCAUACUAAUGUGCCUGAUCUGCUUUCUACAAAACAGAUAUGUGAACAGAAUGAAGGCUGCUCAGGAAAAGUACAAAGAACCAGAGAAAAAGACACAACUUAAUUGCUGAUUUGAGUUACCAUAGUCUCUGUUCACUGCACAUAAAUCAUCAAUAAAUCUAGAUUUGUUCAAUUUGAUUUGCAUAUGAACAGAAGAUAUUACCAGAAGCUCAUUAAAACCUAUACAGCUUUUCUUUCUGGUAUCUUCAUCUCAGAAAACCUUCGUUUUUUUUAUCAAUUGAUAUGUAGUUCACAUUUGCACUCUCGUAACUCAAAAAUGCAGUAAAGACCCUGAUUCAUGGCACUAUUUUUAUGCCGGUGACGGUUUCGUGCACAUGUCGAAUACUAUUACUGUAAUCAAGCAUAAAAUGAAAAAAUAUA
Molecule: messenger RNA, 1263 nt
Organism: Mytilus californianus (California mussel)
Lineage: Eukaryota; Metazoa; Mollusca; Bivalvia; Mytilida; Mytilidae
Exons: 4
Coding region: 123-953 (276 amino acids)
Source: RefSeq, a predicted model, not a curated record